Molecule: messenger RNA, 3690 nt
Organism: Pseudophryne corroboree (corroboree frog)
Lineage: Eukaryota; Metazoa; Chordata; Amphibia; Anura; Myobatrachidae
Product: zinc finger protein 585A-like
Exons: 7
Coding region: 144-3377 (1077 amino acids)
Biological process (GO): regulation of transcription by RNA polymerase II
Cellular component (GO): nucleus
Molecular function (GO): DNA-binding transcription activator activity, RNA polymerase II-specific; RNA polymerase II cis-regulatory region sequence-specific DNA binding
Source: RefSeq, a predicted model, not a curated record
UGAACUACAAUUCCCAGCAGCCGCUACUCUACCGUAACUCCCGGAAGUGACUGAUCUGGUAACUCGGGGUCACGGGUUGGUGUAUGGAAUGAAGAAAAGUCUCCAUAUAGUUUCAAUUAAAUUUUGACGGGAAAUAACAAUGUAUGUCCAAGAGACCAGGAAGACUCACUCCUAUUACUAGCAUUAUAAUCUCUGACACACAACAAGAAAUGGAUGAAGAUGAAGUUGAUAAUGCUCAAAAUAGAGAGAAAUCCAGUGCAGAAGGGACUGCAAAUAGUGACUGUACAAAUGACCUUUGGGGCCGAAUAGAUGAAAAUGGCAACAAAACAGAAAGUGGACAGAAGCGAUAUCAUUGUAUUGAUUGUGGAAAAAGCUUCACUAGGAAGUCCUCCCUUAUUGUACACCAGCGAAUACACACUGGGGAGAAGCUCUUCAUGUGCACAGAGUGUGGGAAAAGGUUUGGCCUCAAGUCCUCUAUGGUCCGACAUAUGAAAACCCACACACCAAAGACCCCAAAUAUCUGCUCCGAUUGCGGCAAGUGCUUCACCCGUUAUUCCAGCCUUUUCCAGCACCAGAAAGUCCAUAGGAAAGAAAAACCCUAUAAAUGUUGCCACUGUGAGAAGACCUUUUCUCGGGCAUCACAACUUGUAGUUCAUCAGAGGAUCCAUAAGAGGAAUCUGCUGCCUAUGAAGUCGGAGUGCGGGGAAAGCUGUAGUGACGUGGACAAGCUCAGCAUUCAGAAGAGAGCACAGCAAGCCAAUGUAUGCCUGCAGUGCGGGAAAGUUUUUAGAGCGCUAGGCUCUCUCAUGCGACACCAGAGAGUACACAGAGUAAAAACUGUUUUCUCCACUGACAAGGAUAAUGGAUUCACACAGAAAGUAGAUUGUAAUUUAUCUGGAUCCUUACAUAAGAAGAAAAAAAAAUUGCGUCAAAGAAGAAAUGAGUCUGCUCAUGCAGAAAGGAAAACUCACAGUGGGGACAAACGCUUUCUAUGUAUUGACUGUGGGAAAAGCUUCACCAGGAAGUCCUCCCUUAUUGUACACUAUCGCAUACACACUGGCGAGAAACUCUUCAUGUGCGCAGAGUGUGGGAAAAGGUUCGGCCUCAAGUCCUCUCUGGUCAGACACACUAGGACUCAUUCUCCAAAAGUCCUCAAUAUUUGCUCUGACUGUGGCAAGUGUUUUAGUCGCUACUCCAGCCUAUUCCAGCAUCAGAAAGUCCACAAGAGACAGAAGCGCUAUAAGUGUCCGCAGUGCCUAAAGAACUUCUCUCGGGCAUCACAGCUUAUAACUCAUCAGAAGACCCACAAAGCAGAGAAGGUGUGUCCAAAAUCAGAACUUGCAGAAGACACUGAUUAUCAAGGUGACCUUAGCAACUAUCUCAGAUCCAACUCUGCAGGAAAGUCCCAUGUAUGUCUGCAAUGUGGGAAAUGCUUCAGGAGGCAAAGUACAUUUAUAAGACACCAGAGGAUACACUUAGGUAAUGGUCAUUCAUUUAAUAGCAUGAACUGUCUGUUACACACAGAUAUGUAUGUCAGAACAUACUCUAGCAUUUCUGAACCUAUUUACACAGGUGAAGAUAUGGAACGACAGAAGAAGAUGUUGCCUGAUAUCUUAGAGAAAUGUAACACUGAUGAGGAAGAAAACCGCUAUAUUGCCGUAUUGCUUGGGGAUGAUGCAGAUGGGAAAGUCAGUAGUGGAGCAAAGCGCUUUCUAUGUAUUGACUGUGGGAAAAGUUUCACUCGGAAGUCUUCCCUCAUAGUACACCAGAGAAUACACACCGGUGAGAAACUCUUCAUGUGCUCUGAGUGUGGGAAAAGGUUCAGCCUCAAGUCCUCUCUGGUCAGACACAUGAGGACUCAUUCUCCAAAAGUCCUCAAUAUCUGCCCGGAUUGUGGCAAGUGCUUUAGUCGCUACUCUAGCCUUUUCCAGCACCAGAAAGUCCACAAAAGAGAGAGGCGUUAUAAGUGUCCGCAGUGCCAGAAGUCCUUCUCUCGGGCAUCACAGCUUGUAACUCAUCAGAAGACCCACAAAGCAGAGAAGCUGCGGCCAAAAUCAGAACAUACUGAAGCUUGCGAUUAUCAAGGUAAGGGUGAGACCGAUGUUAUGGAUAAUGCAGGUAGCAAUGCACAUUCUCGUAUUCAAAAGUUGAAGAGAAAAAACAAUUGUAAAUCUUUUACCAAAGAAGACAACUUUAAACUGCUUAGAAGUGAGAACACAGAAAACGUUAUCUUUAAUACUGCGUCAGAUGAUUUUGAUUCUAAACAAGUGGGAAAUGGGAAAUGCACAAGCAAUACUAAGUCCAUUCCCAAACGAAGAUCUUCCAGCAGCAAAAAGCCCUACCAUUGUAUCCAGUGUGGGAAAAACUUCACCCGCAAGUCCUCCCUUAUUGUCCAUCAGAGAGUCCACACAGGGGAGAAGCUCUUUAUGUGCACCGAGUGUGGGAAGAGAUUUGCUUUCAAGUCCUCUCUAGUCAGACACCUGAGGACCCAUUCUGGCGAAACCCUCAAUAUCUGCUCUGAUUGCGGCAUUUAUUUCAGUCGAUAUGACGAUCUGGUGUUACACUUAGAAAAUCAUAAGGGUCAGCUGCAGAUGAAUCAAAAUGCUGUAUCAAAGACUGAACCAGGAGAAGAACCAUCUAUGGACACAGAGGUGGUAGCAAAGGUGCCUUUUGAGAGAGAACAGGUGUCAAGUCUGCUGGACAAGGGCCAUGGUAAUGAAUAUCCACUGCCUAUCGCAUCUCUACCUAUAAAUGACUAUCUGGACUCACAGUAUGCUAACACAGAAGAGAAAAUACAGAACGAGUCUAUGAAUAUAAAGCAGGAGUCUCCUGAAAACAUCUGCACAUCUGGUGAAUGCCUUGAACGCCAUAAGAAUGAAGAAAUUAUCGCAUGUCCUUAUUCACUUGACUGGGGAGCGGAUUUUGAUUUUUCAAAAUCUUUAAUUGAAGAAACUACUGGGAAGAUAGAGAGAACCAAUGAAAGUGAAAACCAUUUAGAGCAACCUGUGUUAAAUGGAGUGAAUAAUGGCACCUUAGGAAUAAGCUUUUGGGAUGGGUCUGAUCAAAUGAACAAGAGAAGACAGAGCGGAGAAAAACGCUUUUUAUGUACCGAGUGUGGGAAACGUUUCACCCGGAAGUCCUCUCUCAUUGUGCACCAGAGAAUACACACCGGUGAGAAGCUCUUCAUGUGCACAGAGUGUGGGAAGAGGUUUGGCCUCAAGUCCUCUCUAGUCAGACACACGAGGACUCAUUCUGUAGAAUGUUUCACAUGCAGUGAGUGCGGGAAAAGCUUCAGGGACCAUUCCAAGCUCUUACAACAUCAGACAAGUCACACAGCAGAUUGGCCCUACUCAGAUCCCCAUCUAACAGUCCAUUAGAUCCCACUUUAAAUUUAUACAUCAGAAUUUUUAUAGAACAUAUGGCAGCACAAUGGUCUGGUGGAUUUGUGACCAAUAAUUAAAUGAAAGUGUGGGAUGCUGCCAAUGAAUUGUUGCAGUUACUGGCUGUAUGUUUUUUGUUACAGACAGGAAAGGAAGUUACCAAGAAAGUAUGAAAAUCUUGUCUGUAUGAUAUAACAAGUGUGCACAUGUAUUGACACUUUUGCCUUCUGUGAAUGUUAUUGUUUGAUUCCUUACUCCAUUUUAUACUGUGAACAGUUUUAUAAAAAAGUUAGUGAACUGUUAUAAUACA